CAACUUUUGGCACUUGUUAUUUUGCAUUUUAGCACAUAAAUCCAGUUUGUGUGUUAUUCUCUCGUUUGGUGUGUGUUUUUGUCAUUCGCUCGCUUUAUCAAACGAAGUCUAUUAUUUCUUCAUUAAAAUACUCUCAAGGUGAAAGAUGAAGUUAUUCUUCGUAUUCGCACUUUGUAUAUCAAGCAGUUUUGCUGGAUCGAUUCCAGAACCACAACAUGAACACACGUCAAAAGCGGUGGAUCGAUUGCAUUAUUUCGUUGUAGAUGAUAAAAAUUCUGAAAUAACGAAAUUAUUGAAAGAAGGAGCAAAUACAAUUAUCCGUAUUAUAAAUAAACACAUGCCAGCGCAUGCCGAUCAGACAAACGACGACGAACAUUCGACUGAAGCCACAACCGAAACUUCAACAGAAUCACUAAUAGAACGUAUCAAUAUCAAUGCUUUGAAUCAUAUUGGAUAUACAAAAUUAAUGGAAGCUGUGUCGCAUGGUGAAGGCGAUAUUGUCAAUAUGCUUCUUGAACUGGGCGCAAAACCAAACAUUCAACAACCAGUAUCUGGCACAGGCGCUUUAGCUUUGGCGGCUCAGUAUGGAUUUGAAGACAUUGUUGAAAAUCUGAUUAAACACAACGCCGACGUCAAUAUUGUUGAUAAUAACGGCGAUGAUUCACUUUAUUUGGCACUAAAAAAUGGUUUCUAUUCAAUAGCGGCAACACUCGUCGAACAUGGUGCAAAUCUCAGCCAAUAUAAAGAAUUGUCAAAAUCAACUGUUCUUGGUUGUGUGGCAGCCAAAGUCGAUCUCAAGUUCCGUCUUGUACUUGCAAAAAAUGACAUUCACUUUGAUGACUGGAAAAAUGGACUGGAAAUGGCAAUUAAACAAGGUGAUGCUAAGACAACCGAGUUAAUAAUCAACGAGUGUCCAGUUGAUUUAAGUAAAAUAAAAAAACCGUAUCCACUUCAUUUGGCCGCUAGUGGAGGUUUUGAAGAUGUAAUUGAAGUUCUUCUAAACAAUGGAGCUGACAUAAAUGCGGAGGACAAUUACGGAAAUCAACCGUUAUUUUGGGCGGCAUAUAGUGGAAGAGACAGUAUUGCCAAACAGCUUCUCAAUCACGGUGCUAAAAUCAAUACCAGAAAUAAAAAUGGAUUUACCCCGCUCCAUCUAGCAUGCCAUGAAGGUAAAACAAAGGUUGUUGAAGUCCUGCUUGAAAAUGGAGCCGACAUAAAUGCUACAUCUAAUAAAGGCGAUACUCCGAUUAUGUGGGCGGCGUACUUUAAUCACUUGGACAUCGUACAAAUAUUGAUAAAAAAUCAUGCCAACGUUUAUCUUAACAACAACGCCGGCACCACUGCUCGAGAGUUUGCCAGAGAAAAGGGAUAUUCGUCGAUUGCGAACAUUUUAAUGGAUGCUGAACGAGAUUCUUAAAUAGAAGAAAUUUGGUCACUUUUGUAAAUAUGAAGUUUCGAAUUGAAUAAAAAGCUCGCAGAAAAA
Molecule: messenger RNA, 1483 nt
Organism: Contarinia nasturtii (swede midge)
Lineage: Eukaryota; Metazoa; Arthropoda; Insecta; Diptera; Cecidomyiidae
Product: putative ankyrin repeat protein RF_0381
Exons: 16
Coding region: 146-1417 (423 amino acids)
Molecular function (GO): protein binding
Source: RefSeq, a predicted model, not a curated record